AGCGCUGACAUCAAUAGUUGACAGGAACGGCAGCUUCGGGCUGGCGCGUAAGAGUACGGAGCUGGCGCGAUGGCCGGAUAAGGAGGGUUGCUUGGAGGAUGUAGCAGAGGCAGCUGGUUGGGGUCCUGCGACAGGGUGUGUUCGGGGCAGAAAGUUUCGGCGGAGGCGCGAGCACGGGAACGGGACCGGGCGCGAGCGCAGCCGUUAGCGGCCGGGCGGGGCGAUGGCACCGCGCAUGCUCUGAACCACCCCCCCUCCCCACACGGACACUCGUCGCUCCCGGCGCCGGGGCUGAAGAGAAAGGAUUAGCUGCAAAGGGAACCAGGAAAUGACGGAAUACAAACUUGUAGUGGUUGGAGCUGGAGGUGUGGGAAAGAGUGCCUUAACUAUCCAAUUGAUUCAGAACCACUUUGUGGAUGAAUAUGAUCCAACAAUAGAGGACUCCUAUAGGAAACAGGUAGUGAUUGAUGGUGAAACAUGUUUGUUGGACAUUCUGGACACAGCAGGUCAAGAAGAGUACAGUGCUAUGAGGGAUCAGUACAUGAGGACAGGCGAAGGAUUUCUCUGUGUCUUUGCUAUAAACAAUCAUAAAUCAUUUGCAGAUGUUCACUUGUACAGAGAACAAAUUAAAAGAGUAAAGGAUUCUGAAGAUGUCCCUAUGGUCUUGGUGGGAAACAAAUGCGAUUUACCUUCCCGAACUGUGGACACAAAACAAGCGCAGGAACUGGCUAGGAGUUAUGGGAUACCUUUCAUAGAAACUUCAGCAAAAACAAGACAGGGAGUUGAAGAUGCAUUUUACACACUGGUACGAGAGAUUCGGCAAUACAGAAUGAUAAAACUCAACAGUCAAGAUGAUAGAAACCAAGGUUGCUUGGGGUUAAAAUGCAUCAUUAUGUAAUUAGGUUAUUGGAUGCCUUCUAUAUGAUCUGUAAAAUAUACAAACCGGGGCAAAAAUGGAAAAAAAAAGACCAACAUUCUUUGGUGUAAAAUUCCUGACCCCACCUGACCCUUUUUAUAUAUAUAUAUUAAAAAAAAAGAACUGUUGUGAUGUACAAUAGAUUUACUAGGUACAGGUGCACUAUUUGCUCAUUCUCUUUCUGUGCAUUACACUAAAUGUACCGGAUUUAAUUUUAUAGUACACUAACAAAGUCAUAUUGCAGGUGUGUUAUCAGACUGUGGUACAGACUAGUCUGAGUGCAAACUGAUUUUUUAAAUAUAAAGUGCCUGUUUACUGUAACAAAUAUUUUAGCUGUUUUGAACCCUUGUGCUUACUAGGACUACCUACUUUUGUCAAACAGAUUCCGGAUGUAUAAACAAAUUUCCUUUCAUUCAGUUUGUUUGACCUGCAAAUUUGGAAUGCCCAUCAGUAUGAUGAGAUCUGUAUUGAUAAUUCAUACAAGUAUGAACCCCAAGUAUUAAAAGGGACACUCAAGUUAAUAAAGCAUUGCAGCUGUGAUACCAGCAAAUGCAAUCCUGUUAAAUUGUAGCCACAAUUACCUAUUAUAGCAGAUCAAUCGAUUUGACUAUUUUAACCUGUGCAAGAAAGUCACAAAGUGGUUGUACCACACUUAGUAUGAGGAGUGUAUUCUUUAUAUUUAAUUGCCUCCAUUGCUAAAUUAUUGUAGCCCUGAUGAAGACUAGGUUGUGUGUCCACCAUCCUGCUUCAGGAACUGGAUACAGUGUUUCUGUGGAAUUGCUUUCUUCUCAACUUCUCUGCAAUGUCUGUGCUUAAUCAUGGAAUGCCUUGCCUUAGCAAUGGACUGGCAUGCAUUAAAAUAGAAGAUUCAGCAGUGCCCUCAAUCAAUUAUCAUGGUUCUUAAUUUAUUUUGUCAAAAGUACAAAAAAAAGGAUUUGUUUUCUUUUGGAAUAAUUUUAUGACUGUGGUAAUCUUGACCUGCCUGUGAUUCAAAUCAGAUUUGUUGUGAAGGAUCAACCCUUUCCAGUUUUAACACUCACUUCCACAGCAAGGUACAUGGCUGAAGUUGCUUAUGGGCAUUAAUAGGCAAGGAAGGAGGGCCAUGUGUGCUUUAUUUUCCCUCUUGUCACACUAUAUUGAGGAAUGUUCAUCAAUUCUUUCAGCAUAGUUGUUUCUUACAAAGAUAAGCAACAUUAUUGGCAGACUGUUCUGGAGAUGUGGUUCAAUGACAGUUGUAGGUGGGUGGAAAUGUAGAACAAAUUUGCUAGAAACACUAGCCAGUCACUACAUAUUUCUAAGCAGUAAAGAACCUUGUUUUUAUAAGAAUAAUUCAAUCCUUGGGCUUCUCUUUGUGUGUGUAGUGGGGGAGGGAGAGGGAAUCUUUAACAUGGUUUAGAUCUAAGCUUUUCCUAAAUUCUGCUUUGUGGCCAUAAAAGUAAUACAUUAAAUGCUUAUUGUUUGGGAACACUGUUUCUUUGAAAACACAGCUUUAGUACUUGGAAGAUUUUUUUGGAUAUUUGAUGUAAUCAAAUGCCACAUUACUAAUUCAAAAACUGAACAAUUCUGUAAUAUUUCCAAGAAUAAGGCAUGUUUGAAUCAGGAAAUCACUUGUUUGUUAACAAUGAUGUGCAAUACCAAAUAGCAGAGAUGCACACUGUCUGAAAUCUUGUUCACAAUGUGACAUAAUAUUCCAUACUUGGCUCUGCACAGGCAUUGCAGGUUUUUCAAAGUUCCCACCUUAAUAACAUUUUCAUAUUAGGUUAAAUUUAAUGUUCAUUAUGUUGUGAUCUUUAGUUUACAGCAGGUAUUGCUUUGUUUUAUAGGCUACUGUCUCCUGCCUGCAUGAGUUCAUUUAUCAUGGCCUCUAGGUCAGGAGGGCCGGUAGCAUUUAUUGUUCAGCUUCGACAAGCCCCAGAAAUUAAUAAGCUUGUGGCCUGUAGAGGCACCUGUACCUGGUAGGAAAGGAACAGAAGUAGGCCAUUCAACUCUUGUUUGUUCUGUUAUUCAGUUUUUUGGGGGGGUAAAUAAUAUCAAGUUAAAUAUGUUUUUCAAUGUGACAUAUUCUGAUAACCACUGUUAGUCUUUCACCUGAAAAAGACUGAAUCAAAUUUUGCAUUGAACAUUAUUGCCUAAUCACAUUUUGAGCUCUGACGAUAUUUUUUAAUUAUAAUACCCCGAGUCUUAAUAUAGGCUUAAAAAGAUGAUGUUUGAUUUACUAGCAGUCCUAGCUGUUUUUGUCUCUUCUAGUUGAUUUAUUUUCCAUCUAUUUACAGUUUAGAAGUGACAGCUUGUUCAGAUCCAUCUUGACAGUGUUUAGUAUUUAGUCUCUUUCUCUGCCAUGUGCUACGUGCUGUUCCAGGAUAUUCAGUAACUGUGGUCUUCUGUUGAACAGACUGGGGCAAAUGGUUUUCAUGUUUUUAUUCUGAGUAAACAUACGGGUGAUAAUUCGAAAAUACCAGUUUCAUGUUAAAGUUUGGAACUGGAAGCUUUGACCACUAGAUCUGUAGCUAAUGUCAAAAUCAUUGUAUAAUUGAUUGACUAACACAAUUGCUUAUCCAUUAGGGAAAGAAUAUAAGUAAGCGUAGACAGUUCACCUUGCCAUUCAAAUGAGAUCAGGGUUAUUUUGGCAACUAAUUCCUUAGGCCCACCGAUACCUCAAAGCCAUCAUUAAGUUAUUUUUAAGUGUGGCUAAAUUUUUUUUAUUAAGACCAUUGAAGCAGAAGUUGCAGGCUAGUUUUGUUUAUUAUUAUUCCCAGUUGAUGUUAUGGGUGGGCUCAUUUAACUCAUUAGCGGAAUCAAGACAUCAAAAUAGUGAAAACUGACUAAUCUGCUCAGAACCUCCCACACAAAUACAAAAAUUAAAAAAUAAAAGCAGAAAAUACUGUAAGCACUCAGGAGGUCAGGCAGCCUCUGUGGAAAGAGAAACUGACUUGAUAUUUCAGGUAAUCAGAUCAAACCAUAACAAAU
This is a messenger RNA of Mobula hypostoma (lesser devil ray), 3883 nucleotides long. RefSeq names its product GTPase NRas. The record is from RefSeq and is a predicted model, not a curated record. The transcript has 6 exons. Gene Ontology annotation, cellular component: plasma membrane. NCBI's taxonomy places the organism in Eukaryota, Metazoa, Chordata, Chondrichthyes, Myliobatiformes, Myliobatidae. Gene Ontology annotation, biological process: Ras protein signal transduction. The coding region runs from base 329 to 898 and encodes 189 amino acids. Gene Ontology annotation, molecular function: GTPase activity; GTP binding; GDP binding.